This is a messenger RNA of Rhizophagus irregularis DAOM 181602=DAOM 197198, 911 nucleotides long. The record is from RefSeq and is a predicted model, not a curated record. NCBI's taxonomy places the organism in Eukaryota, Fungi, Glomeromycota, Glomeromycetes, Glomerales, Glomeraceae.
AAAGAGUAUACAAAGGAUAAUGAAAUAGGAUGACCACGAAAGAAUAUUCUUGUAAAAAUUCCAAAACGACUCCAACCUAUCUUGAAUCUUCCUUUGGAUACACGUAUUUGCAACCCAUGUCUUACUGCAAUGGAUCAUGAUAAAGAAAACCAACUAUCUUUAAAUUAUCAACCACCGAUGCAAAGGGUGCCAACAAUCACUUCUAAUCAUCCAUAUGCCCUUCAUAAUGAUCUUCUGUAUUCAGCUAAAGAGUAUAAUGAUUGUAGAAAAUUUAUAUCAUGAAGCUCGUGAAGAACUUAAGCGAAUUAAAUUAACCUCAAUUUCUAGCGAAAAAAUUCGUUUAAUGUCUAACGUUUUAUUUAAAAAACAACACAAAGAUAACGAAAAGCCAAUCUAUGAUCCUGAAGAAUUUAAAAAAAUGUUAGAAAAAGAAGAACCAAAAUUGCAAGGAUUUUUUGAUGAAUUUUAUGCUGGUACAAAUCCCCAAAAGAAAAAUCCUAUAACAAAUCAACAAAAUAAAAAAAAAACUCGAUAUAAUGUGUUAUCUUUUGCUGGAUUCAAUAAUAAAUUCAUAAGUGACGUAAAAGAGGAUGUAGGAUUUUUGCUGAAUGCAUCAGGAACUUCCGUAUCAGCAAUUGAUACUUUGUCAAAUGCUGGACUUACAGUGAGAAAAAAAACUAUUCAAAAAAAAAGAUUCAGCUAGCUAAUUUACAUAAGCAAACUGUCAAAGAUAUUAUUAUUGACAACAAAAAUAAUUUUAAUUGUUCUUAACAUUGAUGACUAUCACAAUAUUCAUACUUUACGACGACCAGAUACUACCACCACAAGCAGUGCUUUACACUUUAUAGCAAUACUUAUGAAAUCAUCUUCCCAAGUAUCUGCUAUUCCAUUUAAUAAUGUUACCAAUCAAU